GUGCUGUUGCUACAAAGAUCAUCAUCUGAUUCUUUAAAAAUCUGGUCAAGUUUGUUCGGCUGGUAACGUUUUUGGAUUAAAACAUAGACAGAAUCAUCAACGUGUGCCCGACAGGGCCUUUGAGUCAACCAUGUAUCACAACAGCUCUCAGAAGAAAUUCUGGACUUUUGACAAAGAGGAAACUUUAGAUAAAUUAAGGUUAGAAGCGAAUCAGAAGUUCUGCACUAAAGCCUCCUCCAGUGGUAAAGCCGGAAUCAAUGAAUCUAUGCUUCUCGACCAAUGGGAAGAGAAAGUGCUUUUGAGACACUAUGAGAAGAGACUGCUGGACUUUUGCAACAUGUUCAAGCCUGCAAUGCCAAAAUCUGUUGGGGGCACAGCAUUUAUGUACUUUCGAAGAUUCUAUUUGAACAACUCUUUAAUGGAGUAUCACCCUCGGAUAAUAAUGUUGACAUGUGCGUAUCUCUCUUGUAAAGUGGAUGAGUUUAAUGUUUCCUGCACUCAGUUUGUGGGAAACCUUCAGGAGAGCCCAGCAACACAGGAGAGGGCUUUAGAACAGAUUCUGGAGUAUGAGCUACUCCUUAUUCAGCAGCUUAAUUUUCAUCUGGUUGUUCACAAUCCUUAUCGUCCCUUAGAGGGCUUUCUGAUUGACCUGAAGACCAGAUACCCCUUAUUGGAGAACCCAGAGGUGCUAAGAAAGAGUGCUGAGGACUUUCUCAACAGAGCAGCAACGACGGAUGCUGGGCUCCUAUUUUCUCCAUCUCUGAUCGCCCUCACUGCUGUUCUGAACGGCGCUGCACAUGCUGGACUCGAGAUGGAGGCAUAUUUGACUGAAUGCAUGGGACUUAAUGGGGACAAAGAGACCCUCUCAAAGAUGUAUGAUUCCAUGAGGCGAAUCACAAGUCUUGUUAAAGCAUAUGAGCUUCCCAAAAUUGAAGAGGUCAAUGUCGGCAAACAGAAGCUGGAGAGCAUACAUGCAGAAUUUGCUACAAACUUGAAAAGAAAACAUGGAUAUGAAGAUGAUGACCACGUUGUGAAAAGGCAGAUGGUUACUGAGGAAGAAUGGACUGAUGAGGAUUUGGAUGAAUUGUGACAAUAAGCCUUUUCAGUAUGUUUUUAAAGCGGCAAGAACUAUGAAUUGUGGUUUUUGGAAACCUGUGCAUUAUUUCAUCAGUGUGGGUUCAGGAUGUAGUUUUUUUGUUGUUGGUAUUCUGGAUUGUAAAUAUUUCAUUAAAAUAAGUUGUACUGCCCUGUGAGACUUUCGCCCUUAUAACAAUAAAACAUUUUUUACUA
Triplophysa rosa is the source of this 1290-nucleotide messenger RNA. RefSeq names its product cyclin H (gene ccnh). The transcript has 10 exons. Gene Ontology annotation, biological process: regulation of cyclin-dependent protein serine/threonine kinase activity; DNA-templated transcription; regulation of transcription by RNA polymerase II. The coding region runs from base 131 to 1090 and encodes 319 amino acids. Gene Ontology annotation, cellular component: nucleus; transcription factor TFIIK complex. The record is from RefSeq and is a predicted model, not a curated record. NCBI's taxonomy places the organism in Eukaryota, Metazoa, Chordata, Actinopteri, Cypriniformes, Nemacheilidae. Gene Ontology annotation, molecular function: cyclin-dependent protein serine/threonine kinase regulator activity.